Orycteropus afer afer is the source of this 762-nucleotide messenger RNA. It is a transcript of the gene RPS4X, whose product is annotated as ribosomal protein S4 X-linked. The transcript is spliced from 6 exons. NCBI's taxonomy places the organism in Eukaryota, Metazoa, Chordata, Mammalia, Tubulidentata, Orycteropodidae. Gene Ontology annotation, molecular function: structural constituent of ribosome; RNA binding. Gene Ontology annotation, cellular component: ribosome; cytosolic small ribosomal subunit. Gene Ontology annotation, biological process: translation. The record is from RefSeq and is a predicted model, not a curated record.
GGUCCCAAGAAACACCUGAAGCGUGUAGCAGCACCAAAACAUUGGAUGUUGGACAAACUGACUGGUGUGUUUGCUCCUCGUCCAUCCACUGGUCCCCACAAGCUGAGAGAAUGUCUCCCACUGAUCAUAUAUGGAAUAGGAAUCAUAAAGGAGGGUUUGGGGGGUUUUUUUUGUUUUGCUCAGCAUGGAGUAAUGAGGGAAUCACUAUUGUAAACUUACUGUUUCAAAUCAGAUGUUAUCAGCAUUGACAAGACUGGAGAGAAUUUCCGUCUGAUCUAUGAUACCAAGGGUCGAUUUGCUGUUCAUCGUAUUACACCUGAGGAGGCAAAGUAUAAGUUGUGCAAAGUAAGAAAGAUCUUUGUGGGGACAAAAGGAAUCCCUCAUCUGGUGACCCAUGAUGCUCGUACCAUCCGCUACCCUGAUCCCCUCAUCAAAGUGAAUGACACCAUUCAGAUUGAUCUGGAGACUGGAAAGAUUACUGAUUUCAUCAAAUUUGACACUGGUAACCUAUGUAUGGUGACUGGAGGUGCUAACCUGGGAAGAAUUGGUGUGAUCACUAACAGAGAGAGACAUCCUGGCUCUUUUGAUGUGGUUCAUGUGAAAGAUGCCAAUGGCAACAGCUUUGCAACCCGACUUUCAAACAUUUUUGUUAUUGGCAAAGGCAACAAACCAUGGAUUUCUCUUCCCCGAGGAAAAGGUAUCCGCCUCACUAUUGCUGAAGAGAGAGACAAGAGACUGGCUGCCAAACAGAGCAGUGGAUGA